UCAGAUUCAGGACCUAAACAGAAAAUAUGAAGAUUUGUUAUCCAAAUAUUCCGAUAUGUCAUCAAAGUAUUCGGAAGUGUCAACAAAGUAUUCGGAAAUGACAACAAAGUAUUGCGAUAUAUCCAUGAAAUAUUCCAAUAUAUGUAAGGAGUAUUCAAGCAUGUCGAAAAAGUACUCAGAAGUUGUGACAAGGAUAGAUGAAUACGAUGUGAAAUUUAAUGUUACGUCUCCAAAAUCUCAGGCCAGUGGAGUGUUUGUUCGAUGGGGACGUAAGGACUGUCCUUCGGAUAACGAAACAGAACUGGUUUAUUCGGGAUUUGGUGGUGGAUCUUGGUACGACCAUAUUGGCGCUGCAGCUGAGUUUGUUUGUCUACCACGCGAUCCUAACCUGACUACAAAAUUUACAACCUCCAAUGCAUUCAUGUAUGGCGCAGAAUACGACUCCACUGACUUUGAUCAUCAGAAUGGGGACGACUUGCCUUGUGUGGUUUGUAGAAGGAAGACGCAAUCCAGCGUAUUGAUGAUUCCAGGAAAGAAUAGCUGCUACUCUGGGUGGACCGAGCAGUAUCGUGGAUACCUGGCAGCGGGAUACUAUGGAAGUAAAGCUGCCUCACAAUACAUCUGUUUGGAUGAACACCCUGAUGUUCUUACGGCAGGACAACGUAAUGACAACGGAAAAUUGAUUCAUCCGGUUAAAGCGGUAUGUGGGGCAUUGGCCUGCCCUCCGUACCACAAUAAUAUGUACCUAACAUGUGUCGUGUGCACAAAAUAAACACA
Molecule: messenger RNA, 777 nt
Organism: Saccostrea cuccullata (small rock oyster)
Lineage: Eukaryota; Metazoa; Mollusca; Bivalvia; Ostreida; Ostreidae
Product: short-chain collagen C4-like
Exons: 3
Coding region: 56-772 (238 amino acids)
Source: RefSeq, a predicted model, not a curated record